Molecule: messenger RNA, 1431 nt
Organism: Ochlerotatus camptorhynchus
Lineage: Eukaryota; Metazoa; Arthropoda; Insecta; Diptera; Culicidae
Product: transmembrane protein 53-like
Exons: 5
Coding region: 214-1296 (360 amino acids)
Molecular function (GO): serine hydrolase activity
Source: RefSeq, a predicted model, not a curated record
GCCGAGCGGCAAGCCAACGCUGUUAAUAAUCACAAUCAGUUAUUUCGCGAACAUAGCUCCAAUCGAAAAGUGUUUGGAUUUCAUUUCGCGAGCGCGUUUUCUUAAACGUAUUUUAUUUUAGCCAAAUUUUACUCCCAAAAGGUCUCCUAAGACGCUUAUUGUUGACACGUCCGCAGCACCCUUCGCGUUCACGUUGGCGUUAGGAAUCGUGAAAUGUGGCACCUGUCCUACCGGCUGAUAACCCGUGGACUCCAACGUCCGAACAGCUUUGGCUACCGAAACCAGUGUCUCAGGCUGCAAAGUGCAGCGAAUCAAUUCAACGGAAUUGUUCAAUUGAGCGCUGAUUGCGGCCGGUGCCAGGGUGGUGGUUCCGCUGAUAAACGGAGCAGUAGUGUUGCGGUUAUUGGAGGACGACGGCCAAUCGUGAUGAGUUCGAGAAAUGCCAGUUCAAAAUCGGCUCCGGUCGAUAUUCGAGUGUACGGUUUGACGAGGAAUAUGCACUUCUAUAGUUCGACCAGAAGCAAGUGGAACAAGGACUCCAAGACCUUGAGGCUAAAGGAACAACUGGACAAGCCCCUGGUGCUGAUGCUCGCAUGGCUGCAAGCAUCGGAGAAACAUCUAGCCAAGUACGCCGAGUUCUACAUCGAGCAAGGUUUCGAAGUCCUCGUAGCCCACAUCAGCCCAUGGCAACUGAUGUGGCCCGUGCACGGAUCGCAAGCCGUAGCCAACGAUAUAGUGAAAUUUAUGCGAAACAACGAUCUAAACCGAGGAGUGGUUCUGCAUGGAUUCUCCGUCGGCGGUUACCUGUGGGGUGAAUGUCUAGUCAAAAUCAACGAGGAUGAAUCCAACAAACCGGUACUCGACAAGAUCAAGGGACAAAUUUGGGACAGUGCAGCUGACAUUACUGAAAUCCCGGUUGGAGUUCCGCACGCCGUUCUGCCGAAAAAUCCUACCCUGCAAAGCGCAUUACGAGGCUACAUAACCUACCACUUGAAGCUUUUUCAUGAAGAAGCCACGCAGUAUUACGAAAAGUGCAACAACCUGUACUUUUACGAACCGGCACGAUGUCCGGCGUUGUUGUUGGUUUCCAAGACAGACCCGGUCGGAACGGAGUCCGCCAACAAACGGCUCAUGGAAGCUUGGGAAACGGUUGGCGUUAAGACUACGAUGAAGUGCUGGGAUCGUUCGCCGCACGUUGGCCACUUCCACAAGCAUCGCGAGGAGUACAUCGACCAGUUGCUAACCCAUCUAAGCACCCUCAACAUUGCGGGCUAUUUUCCGAAAGCAAAGCUGUAACCAAAAUUCAUCGUUCCAUGACCUGUGAUAAGAAUCGAUAAAACGAACAAAUCUGGCCCAGCGAAAAAUCCAAAAAUAAACGUUCCCUUCCUGUUGUUAACUGGCCACUGUUUCGUGCGUUCCACUCCCCCGCUC